Molecule: messenger RNA, 696 nt
Organism: Salvia splendens (bonfire salvia)
Lineage: Eukaryota; Viridiplantae; Streptophyta; Magnoliopsida; Lamiales; Lamiaceae
Exons: 1
Coding region: 1-696 (231 amino acids)
Source: RefSeq, a predicted model, not a curated record
AUGCCACCGAGACGUCGACGUGGACGUGGACGUGGUCCACGAGUAGGGCGCAAUGGGGAGGAACGGUCCGAGAAGAGUGUUGGAAAUCAACCCCCGCCACCACCACCACCCCCACCUCCACCUCAAGAAAAAGGAUACAUCAAGACAUUUUUGAAGCAAAACCCCCCACAGUUUGAUGGACUUGGAGAGCCACCAAAGGCAGAGGCCUGGAUACGCGCCCUCGAGCGUAUAUUAGAGUUUAUGGAGUGCACAGAUAGGGAACGUCUCGCUUGUGUGACUUUUCAAUUAACUGGGCCUGCCGAUUUUUGGUGGGAUACUAAGCGAAGAACAAUGAAUCCCGCACGCCGUGAGGCCCUGACAUGGAAUGAAUUCAAGGAGGAGGUGUACAAUAAGUACAUUCCCAUGAGCUACAGACGGGCAAUGAUAGUUGAGUUCCACACCCUAAAACAAGGAAGCAUGACGGUGACGGAGUACGACCGUGCUCUUUGUGAAAUGACCCGAUAUGCACCCGAGUUGGUAGACACAGAUGAGAAAAUGGCCGAAAAAUUUCGUUCUGGUCUUAGACACGAAAUAAGGGUAGCCGUGGCCAGCCGUAGAGGAGUUACAUACUCUGAGAUUUUGAGUUGCGCUUUAGAUGUGGAAGAGGCACUGCCUAAGGAUGAGACGGUAGCGAAUCCUACACCACCAAAAACAUAA